AUGUCUGGUACAACGCAGAAGAAAUCCGAGAACUUCGAACUUACCUCUUCGUGGACGGACGCCGAGGGCUUUGGCACCUCGCGGAGGUCGGAUGUUUCUGCCGAGUCGGGCGAGAUCAUCUCGGCCAAGGAAAAGGGCGUUCAGCGUCAGCUCAAGCCCCGCCACGUGUCGAUGAUUGCGCUGGGUGGUACCAUCGGUACCGGUCUGUUCAUCGGUAUCGCGGACCCUCUGCAGUCUGCGGGUCCUGUUGGGUCGCUGAUCGCGUAUUUGUUCAUGGCGUCGCUGGCGUACAGUGUGACGCAGUCGCUGGGAGAGAUGGCCACGUUCAUCCCCGUGACCUCGUCGUUCACGGUGUUCACCCGCCGGUUCUUGUCGCCUGCGCUGGGUGCGGCCAACGGUUACCUGUACUGUUUCUCGUGGUGUAUCACGUACGCGCUGGAGCUGUCUGUGGUUGGCCAAAUUAUCGAGUUCUGGACGGACGCGGUGCCCAACGCCGCGUGGAUCAUCAUUUUCUGGAUCCCUCUGACGCUGGCGAACUUCUUCCCCGUGUCGUACUACGGUGAGUUCCAGUUCUGGAUUGCGCUGGUGAAGGUCGUGGCCAUUGUCGGGUUUAUCAUCUACUGUUUGUGCAUGGUGUGUGGCGCCGGUGUGACGGGCCCUGUCGGGUUCCGCUACUGGCGCAACCCCGGUCCUUGGGGGUUCGGUAUCGUCGCCAAGGGCACAGGCGAGGCGCGCUUCCUGGGUUGGGUUUCGUCGCUAAUUAACGCUGCCUUCACCUACCAGGGUACCGAGCUGGUUGGUAUCACCGCGGGUGAGUCCAGCAACCCUCGUAAGACAGUCCCCAAGGCCAUCAACAAGGUUUUCAUGAGAAUCAUGCUUUUCUACAUCGGCUCCCUUUUCUUCAUCGGUCUCCUAGUGCCUUACAAUGACGAGAAACUCACCUCGUCUGCUUCCUACGUGGCCAGCUCUCCUUUCAUCAUCGCCAUCGAAAACUCGGGUACCAAGGUCUUGCCCCACAUCUUCAACGCCGUCGUUCUCAUUACCAUCAUCUCUGCCGCCAACUCCAACGUUUACGUUUCUUCCCGUGUCUUGCUAGGUCUCGCCAACGAGGGCUUGGCCCCAAGGUUCUUGAAGAGAAUCAAUCGCCAUGGUAUCCCAGAUUUCUGCGUGGGUAUCUGCGCUCUUUUCGGGUUUUUGGGCUACUUGAGUGUUUCUAACGGAGGUGCUACUGCCUUUGACUGGUUGCUGAACAUCACUGCCGUCGCGGGCUUUUUCGCCUGGCUCUUCAUUUCGCUCUGCCACAUCCGCUUCAUCCAGGCUUUGAAGCACCAAGGCAUUUCUCGUGACGACUUGCCAUUCAAGGCCAAGCUAAUGCCAUGGGGUGCUUACUACGGUGCAUUUUUUAUCCUCCUCAUCAUCGUCAUCCAAGGUUUCACCGCAUUCACGAACGGCUUCUCUGUCUCAGACUUCUUCACCUCCUACGUCAGUGUUAUUUUGUUCAUUGUGCUAUGGAUUGGUUUCCAAUGCUACUUCCGUGGAAGAAUCAUUCACAAAAUUGAGGAUGUCGACAUUGACAGUGACAGAAGAGAUAUUGACGCUGAAGUGUGGGUCGACGAUGAGCCAACAUCGGCCUGGGGGAGGUUUUGGGCCUGGAUGGCCUGA
Messenger RNA from Lachancea dasiensis, 1662 nucleotides. The record is from the annotation of a GenBank genome assembly. NCBI's taxonomy places the organism in Eukaryota, Fungi, Ascomycota, Saccharomycetes, Saccharomycetales, Saccharomycetaceae.